Penicillium pulvis is the source of this 741-nucleotide messenger RNA. Its product is annotated as GNAT family N-acetyltransferase. Lineage: Eukaryota; Fungi; Ascomycota; Eurotiomycetes; Eurotiales; Aspergillaceae. The coding region runs from base 1 to 741 and encodes 246 amino acids. The record is from RefSeq and is a predicted model, not a curated record. Gene Ontology annotation, molecular function: acyltransferase activity, transferring groups other than amino-acyl groups. The transcript has a single exon.
AUGAGUCCUCUUCAGUUCUCGGGCCUUCCCGAACCUUUUGCUAUCUUGACGGAUAGGCUUGUAUUGCUACCAACCCCCAUUGCAGUGUUUUCAGCGACUUACCGAAAACUGUAUGCAAGGCUGCACGCCGAUGCGGGGUUCUGUCGAAUGGGCUUUGGGAGCGAUUUUCCACUCAAAAAUUGGAAUGACAGUGAAACCCACUCAUUUAUCGAGACACGUGACAUCGAUCGCAAUUGGAAGAAGUACAGCCUGGGUGAUUUGGCUGUGGGGUUGCGGGGGUCUUCUCAAUCUGAUGACAAGAACGCACGCGAUAAAGAUGCCAAGCAAUUUGAACCACAAUUCUCUGUGCUCAGAGGGUCCGACUUGGAGAGACUCAUUGGGCUGAACAUGGAGCUCCUCGAUACGAUCCAUUGGGUUGGCUAUGCUGGUAUUCGCGAUGCAACGACCACUUCGAUGCCAGCUCGAGAGGCUGAGGAUCCGGCUCUUCCACCUUGGCAGGAGAUGGUGGAGCUGCGAUACGGCGUCUCUCCAGAAUGUUGGGGUACGGGUAUUGCGAAGGAGGCAGCUGAAGCGGUCAUGGGAUGGGCCGCGGAUGAACGGGGCGUGAGAAGAUUCAUUGCUGAGACUGAGAAAGACAAUGAGCGAAGUGGGAAAGUAUUGCAAAAGCUUGGGUUUAGUCUUAGCGAAACAGACUACUGGAAAGACCCAGGUGAAUUCGAAUGGGAAUUGAUUGUGCGAUAG